UGCUAGUGCAGAUUUUGACUAGAGCUCGUGCACUGCAGCAGCAUCAACGCGUUUUACACCGUAAACCGGACUGUUUUCAAAGAAGAGCACUUUAAGUUAUACUUUCACCAUGGGGAAGGUUGAAGGAGGGAUGAAAUGUGUGAAAUAUCUCCUCUUCGUGUUCAAUUUUAUAUUUUGGUUGAUAGGCUCGCUGGUUCUGGCUGUGGGCCUCUGGCUAAGACUUGAUCCAAAUACUGUGUCUCUUCUAGGAGAAGACGGCCCUGAAACCUUCUUCAUCGGGGUCUAUAUCCUCAUCGUGGCCGGGGCUCUGGUGAUGCUGGUGGGCUUCUUCGGCUGCUGUGGUGCCGUGAGGGAGUCUCAGUGCCUUCUGGGAUUGUUUUUCGCCUGUCUUCUGGUCAUCUUUGGGGCAGAAGUGGCUGCAGGAGUGUUUGGGUUCCUCAACAAAGAUGAGAUCAUUAAGGAAAUAAAGCAGUUCUAUGAAGAAUCAGCAAGAAUCAACGGCAGUAAUGAAACCAUCCAGUCCUACCAUUUAAUUCUGAACUGCUGUGGCUCACCUUCAACACGAACCAGUUUGUGUCAAGACGUCGAAUCAAACCAGACAUGUGAUGUGGCCAUUGAAGAGUUUUUCAACAGUAAGCUCUUCGUCGUGGGUUAUGUGGGGAUUGGAAUCGCUGGAGUCAUGAUUAUUGGCAUGAUCUUCAGUAUGGUCCUAUGCUGUGCAAUUCGGAAUAGCAGGGAGGUGAUCUAACACAGUCUUCCUCACCUAGACAUGACCUUUCACCUUUGAUGCUUAACCUUUGCUGGACUUGCAUAUACAACAGUAACAUUCAAACCAAGCUCAAGGUGUUCUUCUCCCAUUCAGGAGCUGAAAACAAACUCCACUUUCAUAAUCAUGUACACCUCAACCAACCAAUGGUUAGUCCGGCCUCAUUGUUUAAACUGUCAAAUUGCUGGACUGUCUUUAUUUAAUGCCUGCUGGUUGGGUGCAGAACUGGAAGUUGUUAAAUUCAUUUUAAUAUCAUUUAGAUUUUGACUUCAGUUCUAGUGCAUACUGAUCUGCUCGUUCUGCGACAGUUUGCAGAUUUAGGUAUUGAUGUUAUUCCAGGCUGUUGCUGCGUGGCUUCGCAUGUCAGAUAAAAAUAUUGUGUAAUGUGAUGCCAGGGGUUCUGUGGCAAACCCACGGCUGCUGGGAACUGUGAGAAGAAGACCCACAGAUGCCUUUCGCUUUACGUUUGUACACAAACAAAGUAGUCUUCUACAUCACCGACAUAUUCCAAUCGCAAACAAAUGCUAUCCUGGAUCCGAAUGCAAAGGAUCAGAAACUCACAUGUUGGUGAUCUUCAGAAGAAUACUUGUAUCCAUAUCAUAAAUGGACAGUUCAACCAAAAAUGUAACUUUUAGAAUAAUUUACUCACCCUCAUGUUGUUCCAAACUUGUAUGUAUGGAAGCUUGUGAAUAAAACAAUUUAAAUUAUAAUUGCAACUUUUUAUAUCGCAAUUCUAACUUUUUAUUUUUUUCUCAGGAUUCUGAAAUUUAAACUCACUUUUCUGAUAGAUGAAGUCAGUAUUGUGUUACAUAAACUCGCAAUUCUGAGAAAUAUUUUUGUUUGUCUUCUCAGAACUGGACUUUAUAAUGCGCAAUUGCAAGUAUAUGUCUCACAGUUGUAAGAAAAAUCGCACAAUUUCGAGAACAAAAGUCAGAAUUGAAAGUUU
This is a messenger RNA of Carassius carassius (crucian carp), 1712 nucleotides long. RefSeq names its product CD9 antigen-like. NCBI's taxonomy places the organism in Eukaryota, Metazoa, Chordata, Actinopteri, Cypriniformes, Cyprinidae. The transcript has 8 exons. Gene Ontology annotation, cellular component: membrane. The record is from RefSeq and is a predicted model, not a curated record. Bases 110 to 748 code for a protein of 212 amino acids.